AACGUCACUGAAUUCCUCCACACUUCUACAUACAGUCUUCACAUUCCACCUUACAGAUCCACUAGCACCGCUACCGUCAUUAUGCCUCUCAUUGCACAAAACGUAACGGAUAGGGUCAUCCUAGGACUGAUGACCUUAGGCCCUGACGAAUCCAAAGGCGCCAGGAUCACCUCAAUCGACGAAUACAACAAGAUCCUCGACAACUUCCAAGGCCGCGGCUACAACGAAGUCGACACCGCGCGCGUCUACAUCGACGGCCUUCAAGAAGCCUUCACGCGCUCCGCUAACUGGCAAUCUCGCGGCCUGACACUCGCCACUAAAUGCGCGCCCAAGGAACCCGGUACCCACAAACCGGAGAAGUUGCGAUCGGAGUGCGAAACUUCGCUGAAGGAGCUCGGUGCUGAUACCGUCGAUAUCUACUACCUGCACGUGCCGGACCACUCUGUGCCGUAUGAAGAGACGCUGGGGGAGAUCAACAAGCUGCAUAAGGAGGGAAAGUUUGUGCAGUUUGGGCUGAGCAACUACGCGGCGUGGGAAGUCGCUGAGAUCUGGAAUAUCUGCAAUGAGAGGGGAUGGGUGAGGCCGACGGUGUAUCAAGCUAUGUAUAAUGCUAUUACUCGCGCCAUUGAGCCCGAGCUUAUCCCCUGCUGCCGGAAGUACAAGAUCGACAUCGUGAUUUACAACCCACUCGCAGGCGGAAUCUUUUCCGGAAAGUACAAGACAAAAGAUGUGCCCAAGGAAGGUCGGUAUUCAGAGACUUCAGCUCGACAGGGGAAGAUGUACCGCGAACGCUACUUCAAGGACGCGACAUUCGAGGCGCUUAGUCUCAUCGAGCCAGUGGUGCAGAAGCACAACUUGACUCUACUGGAAACGGCGCUUCGCUGGUGUGUCCACCAUUCGGGACUGAAGACGAGGGUUAAGGGAGGAAACGAUGGAAUCAUCAUUGGUAUCUCGAGCCUCAAGCAGCUGGAGAGUAAUCUGGCGGAUCUGGAGAAGGGGCCAUUGCCGGAGGAAGUGGUCAAGGUUCUGGAUGAGGCGUGGCUGAUCACAAAGCCUACCACCACAGUGUACUUCCGCUAGAUGUGGGUUCAAAUCGGGAGACGCCACUUAGGGACUUGCCUUGAUAGUUGCUUGCAAUACUGUCACUCUUCACACAAGGGUCCCGAAACUGACCUCUAAUCACGUACAUACGUACU
This is a messenger RNA of Mytilinidion resinicola, 1196 nucleotides long. Its product is annotated as aflatoxin B1 aldehyde reductase member 2. Bases 82 to 1080 code for a protein of 332 amino acids. The record is from RefSeq and is a predicted model, not a curated record. The transcript has 3 exons. NCBI's taxonomy places the organism in Eukaryota, Fungi, Ascomycota, Dothideomycetes, Mytilinidiales, Mytilinidiaceae.